This is a messenger RNA of Hippopotamus amphibius kiboko, 849 nucleotides long. It is a transcript of the gene SPOCD1, whose product is annotated as SPOC domain containing 1. NCBI's taxonomy places the organism in Eukaryota, Metazoa, Chordata, Mammalia, Artiodactyla, Hippopotamidae. Gene Ontology annotation, biological process: DNA-templated transcription. The record is from RefSeq and is a predicted model, not a curated record. Gene Ontology annotation, cellular component: nucleus. The coding region runs from base 1 to 849 and encodes 282 amino acids. The transcript is spliced from 7 exons.
AUGAGCUCAGUCCAGCUGGCCCCACGAGAGCUGGCCCGCUGGCGGGACCAGGAGGAGAAGAGGGGCCUGGAGAUCAUUGAGCAGCUACAGAAGGAGCCGCGCAGCCUCCCGACCUCCAAACUGACCCACAAGGGGGAAGUUGAGAUCCUGCGGGACGUGGACCAGAUGCUGACCCUGGAGGAUCUGGUGGGACCCAUGGUGUCCACAGACUGCAGCCCACUGGCCCCGCCUGCCACGUCGAAGGGCACCACGGAGCAGCACGAGGACACCACCGAGCAGCACGAGCACCACUUCCUGGACCCCAGCUGCCGCAUCUGCAUGGACUGGAAGCCCUCAUGUGAGCAGCCAGGCUUCCCCAAAGCCACCAGGAGGAUGGGGGAUGAGGCCUGCCAGAGAGCCCCAAGCCUAGUCCCUAUGUCCUCUCCAGAGAUGCCCCAAACCAAGGAGAAGCCUCCCACAGAGCCCGAGGACUCUGUCCCUCCCUCUAGGGUCCAGAUGCCUGCUGGGCCCACAAAGGCUCUGCCUAGCCAGCUGCCCUGGGAGGGGUCUCUGGACAUGUUCUCCAUUAAGCGGUUCCGGGUCAAGGCCCAGCUGGUCUCGGGACACAGCUGUCGGCUCAUCCAGGCCCUGCCCCAGGUGAUCUGCUCUGCAGGCUGCAUCCCCCCCAACACUGUCUGGGACUUUCUGGCCAGCGUCUCUCCAGCUGAGGCCAAGGUCUGGAAGCCACUCACUCGAGCCUGUUGCUGGCUGUGCUGCUCCCCAAGGCAGGGCUUCCGGCCACAGCAGAGUCCAGCCCCUUGUGGGGGAAGGUUCGCAAAAUGGUCUCCUUCAGCAGAAAAGUGGAGAUGA